This is a messenger RNA of Salvelinus fontinalis (brook trout), 4622 nucleotides long. RefSeq names its product G-protein-signaling modulator 2-like. Bases 134 to 2176 code for a protein of 680 amino acids. Gene Ontology annotation, molecular function: protein binding; GTPase regulator activity. The transcript is spliced from 14 exons. The record is from RefSeq and is a predicted model, not a curated record. Lineage: Eukaryota; Metazoa; Chordata; Actinopteri; Salmoniformes; Salmonidae.
CACUGGAGAAAGUAGUGAGGAAAACAUUUUUCAUUUCAAUGAAACGGUCUAUUUGCUAAAAAUCUACAUUACCGCGAAAUUGAAAAUAUGUAUAGGAUUUGCUGUUAGGUUUCUAAAGUCUAAGCCACAUUGAAUGGGCGAAUCCGAAUACACAAUUAUAAGGAUGGAGAUGUCAUGUCUGGACCUGGCCCUGAAGGGAGAGCGGCAGUGUAAGGUGGGGGAUUACCAAGCUGGGGUCUCCUUCUUCGAGUCGGCCAUCCAGGUGGGCACAGACGACCUCCAGAUCCUCAGCGCCAUUUACAGCCAGCUGGGCAACGCCUACUUUCACCUGCAGGAGUAUAGCAAGGCUCUGGAAUACCACUGCCAUGACCUCACCCUCACCAGAACCAUUCGGGAUGAACUUGGAGAAGCAAAAGCCAGUGGCAACCUUGGAAACACCCUGAAGGUUCUGGGACGGUUUGAUGAAGCAGUGGUCUGUUGCCAAAGACACUAUGACAUUACCAGAGGGAUGUACGAUAAGGUUGGGCAGGCCAGAGCGCUGUAUAAUUUUGGCAACGUUUACUACUCCAAGGGGAAGAGUAUCUGCUGGACUGGAGCGGAGCCAGGAGAAAUCUCAGAGGAGGCCAAGUUUGCACUAGUCAAAGCCACAGAGUAUUACGAAUUAAACCUGUCCAUUGUGAAGGACUUGGAAGAUCGGGCAGCACAGGGACGAACCUAUGGUAACCUAGGUAACGCAUACUAUCUGCUCGGAAACUUCCAGAAAACUGUGGGGGCCCAUGAACAGCGUCUCCUCAUCGCUAAGGAGUUUGGGGACAGGGCGGCUGAGAGGAGGGCCUACUGUAACCUAGGGAACGCCUACAUCUUCCUGGGCCAGUUUGGAGUGGCAGCUGAACAUUACAAGAGGACUCUGCAGCUGGCCAGGCUGCUGAAGGACAAGGCUGUGGAGGCUCAGGCCUGUUACAGCCUGGGGAACACCUACACACUGCUGCACGACUACGAGAGAGCCAUCGACUACCACAUCAAACACCUCAUCAUCGCACGGGAGCUCAAGGACAGAGUCGGGGAGGGAAGAGCGUGCUGGAGUUUAGGAAAUGCUCACACGGCCCUGGGGAAUCAUCAGGAUGCCAUUCACUUUGCUGAGAAACAUCUGGAGAUAUCCAUAGAGACUGGAGACAAAAAUAGCGAGGCAACAGCCAGGAUGAACUUGUCAGACCUGAAGUUAUUGCUGGUUCUGGGUCAGAACCCAAGCUCAAGCAUCAACACCAACAGCAGCUCAAACUUUAACAGCAACAGCUCUGUUCUGACUGAGAACCUCAGGAAGCAGAAUACCUUACCAGGCGUUAAAUCAGAAGGAAGGAGGAACAGUAUGGAGGACUUGGAGGUGGUAGGGCUGAGUCCUGAAAAAACUGUGGAGAACUGGGACGAAGGCGUGUUCAGGCCUCCUAAUCCUAAAUCCAGCAUGGCCAAGGCCUCCUCCAAGCUGUUCUUUAUCAACCGGCUCAGAGGGAAGAAACACAAGAAGCACAGCUCUCCUACCAGAGACGGAGUUCUCCAGGACGCCAGCAACAAACCCACAGCCCCAGAGACGGACACACAGAAGUCAGAAGCCGAGAUUGGAGGUUCUGACACUCUGGGUGAUGAAGGCUUCUUCGACCUCCUAAGUCGUUUCCAGGGCAGCAGAAUGGAAGACCAAAGAUGCUCCUUAUUGGACGACCAGAGCAGUCUCACUGACCCCUUCUCUCUCUGUACCACCCCGCCCGUAGCCAUGAGGAAAUUAACUAGUUCCGUGUGCGAGGCCAACCUGGAGCCUGAGCAUUUCCUGGACCUGCUGGCCACCUCCCAGGGCCGUCGGCUGGACGAGCAGAGAGCCAGCGUGGGCAGCAGCUUCCCCGGUCUACGUCUGUGCACCUCCAAUCAUUCCCUCAGUCCCCUGAUGACCAGUGCUGACCAGCCUCAGGCUGAUGAUGUUUUCUUCGACAUGCUAGUCAAGUGCCAGGGUUCUAGACUGAAUGACCAGCGGUGUACAGCGCCCCCUCUCCCCACUAGAGGUUCUACGGUCCCAGACGAGGACUUCUUAAGCCUCAUCCUGCGAUCCCAGGCCAACAGGAUGGACGAGCAGCGGGUCCCACUACCUCCCAGCUCUGACGCUGUCCCUAGCCAGCCCUGCCCAGACUGAUGACCUAUAUGUCUGCCUACCUAUCCUCUAACUUCAGCUCAGCCCUGAACUCCUCAAGCCUGUUCCAGACUGACUAUCCCACUUUUACCUGCCCAGGCAUGAGCUCCUCAAGACUGAUGCAAUCAUCACAUGGUUUCCUCUCCCACAGCUGAAAAUGUAUCUACCCUGUGAACCUAAAUAACCUCUGCCAGACAUUCACGACAACAUUCCCUUUACACUCUGGAUUCACACAGUCAAUUACAUGGGUCUCCAACUCCACACAACUUUCAGUUGAUUAGUGGACAGUCUUCUCUGCAGGGAAACAUGAUCUGAGCCCCCACACUACUGUAGAAUCACCAGAUUUGAGUUGGAAGAAGCGACAUGAACUUGACUCCUGCUGAAAUGUUUUUUUUAUUUUUUAUUUCUAUACAUAGUGUUUGAGUUGACACUUUCGAUUACUGUACAGAAAUGUUAUUCUGGCAGAGAUUUUCAAAUAUUUUUUUUUGAUAUGGUGACGGAUCCUUUCAGCUGUUCUCAGUAUGUGAAGAACCAGACAUUACAAUGAACUUUGACACCAUUUUACCAGAAAUGUCAUAAACACCUUUAAAUGAAAUGUACAUUUUGUGACACGCAAGCUUAUGCUGAUAGAAGAGUAUAGAAAUAGGAUGUGCAGAAAAAUUAAUUGUACAGGUCAGCAAUGUUUUUUUACUUCCAGUUUAUGCUGACCAUGGGAAAAUAAAUCCUAAUUUCAACAGACACUUUUUUUUGUGUGCUUUUACCACAUUUUCUCCCCAAUUUCGUGAUAUCCAAUUGGUAGUUAGUCUUGUACCAUCUCUGCAACUCCUCUACGGACUCGGCAGAGGUGAAUGUCGAGAGCCAUGCGUCCUCCGAAACACGACCCUGUCAAGCCGCACUGCUUCUUGACACACUGCUCGCUUAACCCGGAAGCCAGCCGCACCAAUGUGUCAGAGGAAACACCGUCCAGCUGGCGACCGGCGCCCACUACAAUGAGUCGCUAGAGGGUGAUGGGUCAAGGAAAUCCCGGCCGGCCAAACCCUCCUCUAACCCGGGUGACGCUGGCCCAAUUGUGUGCCAUCUCCCGGUCAUGGCCGGCUGUGACACAGCCUGGGAUCGAAUCCGGGUCUGUAGUGACGCCUCAAGCUGUUUCCAGUAUCCUAAUCCACCCUGAUUCAAUGCUCGCUCAUAACUGGAAGCAAAAUGUCCUUUGGAACUCUAGCUAAAAAGCUACAAUCUACUGGGCUAGGGAAAAAUAUGUUUAGGGAAAGGCAACAUUAAUCAAAUGAAUGGUGGAAAGUCUUUGAACAAUUCACUAUUUAAUGUUUACAGUACAUUCAAAGCUGGUGAAUAUCAGUAAUGUUCAUCAGUGCCUAUCAUCAUGUGGUCAUCACCUUCUGUACAUUUUCAGGCAUCUUACACUGACUAUUCAUAACAGGUCCUACCUCGUCCCCAGGCUCUGUGCUACUGCUUAGAGAGUUGGCUGGUGGAUGCGAUUUAAAAUGGGGCUAGAAGUCCAGGACAAUAACAGUUUUGCAGGGCUAAACCAUAUCGUAAUGUACAUGAUAAGGUUUCUUACUAAUCUUUAACUUCAGGAGAUGGAUAGAGGUCCACUAUGGCUGUCUAUUGAUUCAGAUCUGUCUUUCUUGUGAGUCUGGGGGGGAAAACAAAACUUUUUAGAGGUUAGUUAAGUUACAUUGGUUGAUUUUUGAACUGAAAGAACGUGUUACUUCACACAACCUGUGUUCAAGCCUUGGUUCCUUUUAAGAGUGGGGUCAAUUAUAUUUCAAUUCAAGUGAACUCUUUUGGAGUUUCUGAAUUGACCCCAACACUGGUUCUUUUGUGGUCCAGAUUUCUAGAAUUGGAAAAAAAAAAUUUAACAGGUAACAUCUAACCCCUGUGAUGUCACUCAGGUUGAUCUCACUUGGGGAAGCCGCUGGUUAUGGUGGAGCAUAACCCUCGACCUGGUAGCAUGCUGAGGUGGGCAGGUCUUUGCACUCCGACAUGAACACAGGCAGAGCCGACACUGGGAUCCACUCCUGUUGCUGCAAGACAAACAAGAGGAGAAUUGUUCUGAUGAUGAAUAUUUUGAGUAGAAAGAAUUGUAAAAAGGAGAAUAAAAGCAAGUGAAAUGUAAUAACAGAAGUGCACAUUUGAACAGCAAAUCAAAAUAUUAGGCUUAGAAAUCAGUUGAAGUUAGGGUAAGGGUUCAUGUCUGCUGGCUGUAAACACUGCCUAUAAUGCAUCCUAACCUUGCUGGUGUCUUGGGUAUCGGUGAUGAAUGUGUAGAGGUAGACUGCUGAAAAGCCACACCAAGUAACUCAUCUGCUGUGUGUCCUUGAAAAUAGGAUACAUGUCAUCUCUGUUGGCCAAGGAGAACAGGCACUCUGAUACUGUGUUCCAAAACUAACAGCUAAACAAAAUGGUUAUGGUAAUAAAAUAAGUUUUCCCA